Drosophila ficusphila is the source of this 1322-nucleotide messenger RNA. RefSeq names its product ras-related protein Rab-11A (gene RabX6). Gene Ontology annotation, molecular function: GTP binding; GTPase activity. Bases 97 to 738 code for a protein of 213 amino acids. The transcript is spliced from 2 exons. Lineage: Eukaryota; Metazoa; Arthropoda; Insecta; Diptera; Drosophilidae. The record is from RefSeq and is a predicted model, not a curated record.
GCUGUUUUGGCAUUGUUGUUGUCGUCUUUGUGUCUGCAGGUGCAAAAUAGCAAAGUAAUUGGAUUAAAUCGGGAUAACUCACAGGGAGUCACAGACAUGGCCACGAUGCGCAUACCCAAACAGAAGGUGAUCCUGUGCGGCGACUACGGAGUGGGGAAGAGCUCCCUGUUUCGCCGAUUCGCCACCAACACCUUUGUCACGGAUACGGACAGGAAAUCCACGCUGGGAUUGGACCACAUCGAUAGGGAGUACAGCGUCAACGAGAAGCAAAUAAAGUUGCAACUCUGGGACACUGGCGGUAUGGAGCGCGUGGCCUCGGUGACCUCCUCGUACUACAAGUUCGCCGAGGGAGCCAUCCUCGUCUUCGCCUUGGACAACGCCGCCUCGUUCCAUUCGCUGUCGCAGCAUUUGCUGGAUAUCGUCACCUAUGCGGAGAACGCCAAGAUCUUCAUCUGCGGCAACAAGAGCGAUCUAGAGGGAAGGGAGCCGGAGGUCAGCGACGAGGAGGUUGAGGCCUUCUGCGAGCAGUGCCACUCGCUGAUCAGUGCCACCUACAAGACGUCCUGUCGCAGCGGUGCCGGUGUGGAGGAGAUGUUCCGGGACAUCUCGAGGCAGUUGGUCCAUGCCAACCGCUCCAAGAUGGAGCUGCAGGCCCUGGAGCACAAGAGCUUCCAGGUGGACACUGCUGGCAGCAGCGGGGCGAUCAACGAGGACGACGGAUCCUCCUGCGGCUGCUAGCAGUUGGGGAACAUUGAGUUUGGCUAGUUCGAGCUCAAUGUCCUAUGCAGAAAUGCAUUUUUAGUGUUUGCUUUAUUUAUUAACAAGUUCUCGGCUAUGUUUUUGGUUUUUAGAUACAUGUUCAUUUCGAAUUUAUGCGAAACACGUCCCGAAUGCGAAUACGAGUCAUAGAGUAGGAUUAGUUACUAUUAACCAGGCGCCAAACUUUAACCAUUUAAACUUUUUACACAUAAUUGAGGAUGGGUCUAUGAUCGUAGGCAAGGAAUGCAAUGUGUGCGAAGUUUUUGACUAGGAACAAGUAAGUAAUAAGAAAUAAAACGUAAAACCAUAGAACAGAACAGUUCACGGACAGGCUGGAAUUAUUUGUAAUACUUUACACAAAUCCUUAUGCUGGGCCUACAAAAUAGAUUUGGUGAAUUUAUAAUUUCUGAGAGAACAUAUUCAACACAAACCAAACUUUCCAGCAUUUUCAUUUAAAUAAACAUCUUUUCGUAUAUAGAUUAGUGCGUAAGUCUGCAGCUUUCUUCCACAGAGUAUCUCGUAAAGAUAAAAUAUGCUAAAGAAUAAAUAAUCAACUCACGAAA